Molecule: messenger RNA, 865 nt
Organism: Owenia fusiformis
Lineage: Eukaryota; Metazoa; Annelida; Polychaeta; Sabellida; Oweniidae
Source: the annotation of a GenBank genome assembly
CUGACCGUGACGUCACAUGGCUCCAAAUAUGGCGACGUACAGGACAGGGAUUUCUCUACAAGUUAAUAACAGAGGAUCCUUACACUCCGAAUAUAGACAAUUAUGAAGAAUAUAUUCCGGAAGAUCCAAUGCUGGUUAUUCCUGGGGAUAGCAUUGGGGUUUUCUAUGGACCCAAUUUGUCUUUAGGGUUGUCAUAUGGCGAGCGGCCAUGUAUGUCUCCACAUGACUCCCUGAUAAGAGAUGUUGGAGCCACUGAACCAAAAGUCCCGAUUGGGGGUGUUCGCGAAUUUCAUCAAUCUUCAAACUGUUAUGUUCCCUCACUACAAGUCACAAUUAAUGUUACUGGAAAUUCAACACAAAUGACUAUACCAACAAACAAUGUUCUAACAUCUACAAACAAUGUAACAACAUCUGGUACCUCUACAACAAAUGCUCUUAUGACAACAUUUGAUUCCAUGACAACAUAUGAUCUUACGACAACAACCGAUGAAAAUACAGCAUUUGAUUCUACUACAACAGAAGAUGCAAUGACAACAUCUAAUCCUGCUACAACAGAGAAUCCAACUUUUUUAAUAUCUGCUUCCACAACAGAAGCUUAUUCAACUGCAACAUCUGGUCAUACUGCAACAUCUAUAAUGGCUAAUCAAACUACAAUGUCUGACCCUAUUAUAGCAGCUGAUAAAAUUCUAACAUCAGAUCCUACUUUAACACCUGAUCAGAUAACAACAUCUGAUUCUACCUUAUCAUAUGACAAAACAACAACAUCUGAUCCUACUUUAACAUCUGAUCAAACUACAGCACCUGAUUCUACUUUAAAAUCUGAUCAAACCACAACAUCUGAUCCUUUUGUUACAUCUGAUCAAAC